AUGUUUCUAUUAGAAACCGAUCCAUGCGCUAGUAACCCGUGCCAAAAUAACGCGACAUGUAGUGCUGUAAAUGGGAAUGGCUAUCAGUGUGUCUGUACACCUGAUACAACCGGAAUUAAUUGUGAAAACCGUGAUCCGUGCGCCGCCAAUCCUUGUCUCAAUAGUGGCCAAUGUAUUACGAAUAGUUAUGGCGGAUUUUCAUGUAGUUGUAUUCAACCAUACACCGGACAGCGUUGUGAAGAUCGCAUUGAUCCUUGUGCCAAUCAACCUUGUCGAAAUGGUGCUACCUGCUAUCCAUCCAACACCAAUUCUUAUCAAUGUCUCUGUGCAGUAGGAUACACUGGCGUUGACUGUUCAACACGUAAGUCAUGCAUGUUUCUCUGCUAGAAUGGAUUCGUUUUUCAUCGAUGAAUGAGCAUGUAGGUGA
Messenger RNA from Adineta ricciae, 427 nucleotides. The record is from the annotation of a GenBank genome assembly. NCBI's taxonomy places the organism in Eukaryota, Metazoa, Rotifera, Eurotatoria, Adinetida, Adinetidae.